This is a messenger RNA of Cherax quadricarinatus, 402 nucleotides long. The record is from RefSeq and is a predicted model, not a curated record. Lineage: Eukaryota; Metazoa; Arthropoda; Malacostraca; Decapoda; Parastacidae.
AUGUAUAGUGUGAGAGAUGCCAUAGCUAUGCACAGAGAGACACAUCACGAGACUCAAUUUAAUCAUUCUAAUGCACUUAUAAAUGCAUAUAUUGAGCUUGAUAUGUCUGCAGACAAAAAGAAUCGUUAUAUUGACAAUUUUUCCAAUGUAAUUCAACUGCCAUAUCAUUUUGAAAAUGAACAACAAAGAACAGUUUUGGCCAUAUCUCGUAAUGAAGAAGUGAUUGAGCAAGCUUGGCAGAUGGGAGUAACACUUGCAGCUGGACUUGAUGUUGUUAAGCAAGUGCAGAGUGGGGAGGUAAGCUUUCAGGAUAUCAGCACUUUAUUGCUGAAAAAGACACUUUGCCAGACCUGGUACCCAUUCGUGGGCUUAUGAAGAGACGAUUCCCAAGUGUUAUGAAUG